This is a messenger RNA of Oryzias latipes (Japanese medaka), 2079 nucleotides long. RefSeq names its product solute carrier family 25 member 55a (gene slc25a55a). Gene Ontology annotation, biological process: L-glutamate transmembrane transport; aspartate transmembrane transport; malate-aspartate shuttle. Gene Ontology annotation, molecular function: L-aspartate transmembrane transporter activity; L-glutamate transmembrane transporter activity. Lineage: Eukaryota; Metazoa; Chordata; Actinopteri; Beloniformes; Adrianichthyidae. The record is from RefSeq and is a predicted model, not a curated record.
GGUUUCUAAAGAUACCUCACAGAACAACCCCCUUUUUUUAAAGCAACUACAAACGUAAACAAAGGACAGUUUUCUGGACUGAUUGGAGAAAACUGUCGGAACCCAAAACAAUUUGAACCAUUUGCCUCCAGUUGUGUCAAAGCAAUCAUGUCUCAGCAGCAAAUCAGCCUCCCAGCUAAACUCAUCAAUGGCGGCAUCGCUGGCAUUGUUGGGGUCACCUGUGUCUUUCCCAUCGACUUGGCAAAGACCAGAUUGCAGAACCAGAGACCAGGGCAGCAGAUCUACAAGAACAUGAUGGACUGCCUUGUCAAGACAGUUCGAUCAGAGGGAUACUUUGGAAUGUAUAGAGGUGCUGCAGUAAACUUGACCCUGGUCACCCCAGAGAAGGCCAUCAAGCUGGCUGCUAAUGACCUCUUUCGACAACACCUCGCAAAGAAUGGAAAGGGACUGACAGUCUUCAAAGAAAUGCUGGCAGGGUGUGGUGCAGGAAUGUGCCAGGUUAUUGUUACUACUCCCAUGGAAAUGCUCAAAAUUCAGUUGCAGGAUGCAGGCAGACUCGCGGCCCAGCAGCAAAAACCCAUCAUCAUGUCGCCAACAAAGCUCGUGGCCACAAACGCCGUUCUCAGUCGUUCCUACAACUCUGGAAACGUGGUGUCUGCUCCGAGGACCGUAUCUGCCACACAGAUCGCAAAGGAUCUUCUCCGGACGCAAGGCAUCCAAGGCCUGUACAGGGGUCUGGGGGCAACACUCAUGAGGGAUGUUCCUUUUUCUAUUGUUUACUUCCCGUUGUUCGCUAAUCUGAACCAACUGGGCAGACCCAGCCGGGAUGAGUCAUCGCCUUUCUAUUGGGCAUUCCUCUCCGGCUGUGUCGCAGGCUCGACUGCCGCCGUGGCUGUCAACCCCUGUGAUGUUGUGAAGACCAGACUGCAGUCUCUGAACAAAGGUGCCAGUGAGGAAACGUACAGCGGAGUGGUGGAUUGCAUAAGCAAAAUAAUGCGGAAGGAGGGGCCCUCUGCAUUCCUGAAAGGCGCGGGCUGCCGGGCUCUGGUCAUCGCGCCGCUGUUCGGAAUUGCACAAGUCAUGUACUUUGUUGGCGUUGGUGAAUACAUUCUGAACAACGCUCCUCUAAGCCGGCUGUCUGCGUGAGACCAAAUGUGCUGACGCGCCGUGCACAGCACCUGGUGGGAGAACGGGCAGCUACAAUCAGUUUACAUCGAAAACAUCCAGGAAGACUCUGGAUGCAAGGACCCAUCAUUUGAUGACUGUACCAUCUCGACAGCACAGUUGCACAUGUACAAUUUAGUGAUUGAGUUGACUUGGCCGAGGCCAUUGUUUGCACUUGAAACUGUUGGCCUUCCUGUUUUUGGGGAUUCCGUUGCAGCGUCAACCUUUUGUUCCCAAACAGCUGGUUGUUUUUUAUUCUUUUCGUUUCCCUCUGAGCGAGUGGAGGCUUAAGUUGUUUUACAUAUUUUCAUAUACCGUAUAUUAUCUCAAUUUUUAUAUUUGAUGUGUGCUAGUUCUUAAUUUCAAAACCCUAAGAUUCUUCAAACUGUAUUUUUGAUAUUUAAAUUUUAUUACUGACUUAUAAUCUGAAAGUUUUUUUUUUUUUUUUUUUAUACAUAGCUAUACCUGGAACUAAGAUAUAUGUUUUCUAGAGGAUCCUGUAUCUUAUUUUUGAUUACUUUUUGCAUUUCCAGUUGAACAAAUGAUCAGAUUUCAGAUCUCUUGUUGUAACUCCAGAAUCCUGUCAUUUGGUUUACUGAAAACCUUUUUUUUUUUUUUUUUUUCUAAAAUAGGUCGUUAAUAUUUGAAUAUUUGUGGACUACAGAAUGCUACUUUUAGAUCUUUUCUGUAAAUAAUUGUUAUUUUAUUGUGAACUGACAUAAUUAUUCUUGUUGUUUUGUGUACAACAUGGGUCACUUUUUUAUGGUUUAAACAGUUUCAGAUCAAGUUUCCCUCAAGCCAGCAGUCUAGACCUCCCAUAAAUAAAUCCUGAUAAUGUGAAAGGAACCUGAAUACUGUUCUGAAGGGACAUUUGUUACUCCAUUCACGCACACAUUAAAUCAGUUAUUGACUGAC